Molecule: messenger RNA, 1734 nt
Organism: Pogoniulus pusillus (Red-fronted tinkerbird)
Lineage: Eukaryota; Metazoa; Chordata; Aves; Piciformes; Lybiidae
Gene: MRPL10
Product: mitochondrial ribosomal protein L10
Exons: 5
Coding region: 49-1368 (439 amino acids)
Biological process (GO): translation
Cellular component (GO): mitochondrial large ribosomal subunit
Molecular function (GO): structural constituent of ribosome
Source: RefSeq, a predicted model, not a curated record
GGAAGGCUCCGCCGCCUUCCCGCAAGGCUUUGCGCUCCGGCGGCAGCGAUGGCGGCGCUGAGCGGCGGCUGCUCGCCGUGGCUGCGGCGGGCUCGGCUGCCCUCCCUGCAGCUCGUCCGCCACGGCUCCAAGGCGGUCACCCGGCACUGGAAGGCGAUGCACUUCCAGCGGCAGAAGCUGAUGGCCGUCACCGAGUACAUCGCCCCGCGGCCGGCCGUGCCCCCGCGCUGCCUGCCCCCCAGGGACCAGACGGUCGAGAAGGAGGACGGCUACCGGCGGCUGCUGCAGCGGCAGGUGCAGGAGGUGUUCCAGGCCAACCGCAUGGUCGCCGUCUGCCAGUUCAACUCCAUGCCCGACGAGGAGGUGGUGCUGAUGAGGCACUACCUGCGCAAGCACAACAUCGAGGUCAAGUUUGUCCUGAACGAGAUUGUCAGGCCGGUGCUGUCCCAGUCCAAGUACAAGAACCUCCUCCCUCUCUUCGUGGCUCGCAAUAUCCUGCUGGUCAGCCCCGAGACCAAGGCCAAGGAGAUGCUGAGGGUGCUGAGGGGAGUGCCACAGGUCAACCUGCUGGGUGCCUGCAUCGAUGACACCAUCCUGAGCAGGCAGGGAGUGGAGAACUUCGCCAAGCUGCCCUCGCUGGAGGCCACCCAGGGCCAGACUGUUGGUGCCCUGAGCCUGCUGCCUUCACAAACCUGCUCCCUGCUCCAGAGUGGCCCUGCACACCUCACAGCCCUCCUGGAUCAGCAUCUCCGCCGCCUGCGGGACGAGGGCAUGGGGGGCCCAGCUGGGGCCACAGAGAGCACAGCUGGGGCCACAGGGAGCCCAUCUGGGGCUACAGAGAGCACAGCUGGGGCCACAGAGAGCACAGCUGGGGCUACAGGGAGCCCAUCUGGGGCUACAGAGAGCACAGCUGGGGCCACAGAGAGCACAGCUGGGGCCACAGGGAGCCCAUCUGGGGCUACAGAAAGCACAGCUGGGGCCACAGGGAGCCCAUCUGGGGCUACAGAGAGCACAGCUGGGGCCACAGGGAGCCCAUCUGGGGCUACAGAGAGCACAGCUGGGGCCACAGAGAGCACAGCUGGGGCCACAGGGAGCCCAUCUGGGGCUACAGAGAGCACAGCUGGGGCCACAGGGAGCGUGGCUGGGAGCACAGGGAGCCUGGCUGGGGCCACAGGGAGUGUGGCUGGGAGCACAGGGAGCCUGGCUGGGGCCACAGGGAGCAAAGGUAAGGGCCCAGAGAGCCCAGCUGGGGGCACAGGUAGCAAAGGUAAGGGCCCAGAGAGCCCAGCUGGGGGCACAGGUAGCAAAGGUAAGGGCCCAGAGAGCCCAGCCAAGCCAAACCCUGCCCAGACCUCGGGGGCACACUGACGUUGGCAUCCUGUGUGUUGGUCUAGAGUCUGCUCCUUCCUUGCCUGCAGUCGAGGGUGGGGGGUGAAGGAUAGAAGGUUUGGUCCUGAGUGGGCAGCCAGUGGUGGGACUGGGGGUGCUAGGGUGUUGCCAGCCCGUUUUAGGGUGCCCUGGCUCUUGCCCUUGCUCCCCACACCUGGGAGUGUGCAGCUGUGUUUUGGGGGCUGUUGGCAGGGUUGCUGGCAUCAGCGGGAGGAGGAAGAGUGUGGUGGAAGCCUUGGGGGAGGGGAUGAUGUGUGCUGUGAGCCCCCCGUGCCCCCCUGGAGUGGGGGGGGACCUGCUGUGACCCCGAGCUGUGUCCUCUAAUCAUUAAAGUGUGGUGGUGAA